AUGAGUGUAGGGGGCUUGGUACUCUUGGGGCUCACUCUGAGUUUUAGGGCCACUGCUGCUAAGCCAGAGGAGCGCAGCCUCUGCUCUCGGAGCCAGGUGGCCUUCCGUGAUGCUUGCUAUGAAUUUGUAGCGCUCGGGCGCACCUUCCGUGGUGCCCAGAGCUGGUGCGAGGGGCAAGGAGGCCAUUUGGUCUUCAUUUGGGAUGAAGGCACCCAGCAGUUUCUGCAGAAGCACAUCUCCCAGGACAGAGAAUGGUGGAUCGGAUUCACGGGAAACUCUGCCCAGAAUGGAACCGCGGAAGGUAGGUGCACCUGGCUGGACACCUCCAACGUCAGCUACAGUCACUGGGGCGGAGGCCACGACACAGCUGCCCCUGCCACCUGCGGCCUCAUCGGGAGAGGCCCCUCCUCCACGUGGGCCGCCGUGGACAACUGCUCCCAAGCCUUGGCCUUUAUCUGCGAGUUCAGGGUCGGCCAGAGCCUGGCCUGCGAGGGCUCCAAGGCCACCAUGCACUGCGGCUCGGGGGCGGCCAUCCAGAUCCAGGGGGCCUUCUAUGGGCGCCAGACCCCCCAUUACUGCACCCAGGAUGCCGGGCGUCCCUCAGACCUGGAGGAGUGCAGCUGGCUCAGCGUCAGGGACGAGGUGGCAGGGCAGUGCCAGGGGCUGCAGGCAUGCCAAGUGGCAGCAGAUGGCACCUACUUUGGAGACCUUUGCCCCACCAUGGGCAGCUACCUGUGGGUGCACUACCAGUGCCGAGAAGGCCUGCAGCUGAUGGUGUCCAAUGAGAGUUUCGUCUUUGACAAUGUCACCAUCUCCCUGGUGUGGCUCCUGUCUCCCUACAUCGGAAACCUGUCCUGUAUCGUGAACAUGGGAGAUGGCCACACUCUUGAUCCCUACUACCCACCCAGUUUGUCCAGUGUCGUGAUCCAUCAAUUCACAUCUCCUGGGGAAUUCACCGUAUUUGCCGAGUGCACAACCAGCGAGUGGCAUGUGACAGCUCACAAGCAAGUGAAAAUACGAGACAAGAUGGAGAGGCUCAGUGUGACCGGGUGUUCUGGCCUGUCUGAGUCAGGGACCGGCCCUCUCUGUCAGACUGUCUUUGGGGAUCCCCUGUGGAUUCAGGUGGAGCUCGAUGGAGGAACAGGGGUGACUUACACUGUGCUGUUGGAUAACAGAACCCUGGCUGAGUUCACCACCCAGAGGGGCCCACCUCUCUACAACCUGACGCUGGAUGGAGCGGCCCAGCAGCUGGCAGGCCCCGGCGUGCACCACCUGCAGAUCCGGGCCCGGGCCAGCACGCCCUCCUCCACGCUCUGCCGCAACGUCACGGUCCACUUCGUGGAGCCACUGCUGGGGCUGCAGGCCUCCUGGGCUUCUGCCCACCUGGAACUCGGACAGGACCUACUGAUCAAUGUGUCCCUGGCUCACGGCACCCCAGAGGAGCUGACCUUUCAGGUGACAGGUCUCAAGGCAAACUUCACCCACAGGGAAGAGAGUUUCGGGGCGCCAUUUGGGAUUCACCACGUGGCAGUUCCUGCUGAAGGCACCUUCCUGGUAACCGUGAUGGUGAGGAAUGCCUUCUCCAACUUGAGUCUGGAAAUUGGAAGCAUCACUGUCUCAGCUCCUUCCGGUCUCCAAGAACCAACCAAAACAAAUGCUGAGGAUGAGAAUAUGGAUAAAGGGAACAUGGAGGUGUACAUUGAACCUGGUCGCUAUGUGGAUCCCUUCACGACAGUGACUCUCGGCUGGCCGGACAAUGACACGAAUUUACGCUUCCAGUGGUCAUGCGGGCGCUGCUGGGCUCGCUGGAGCGACUGUGCCCAGAGGCAGCUGCUCCACACGGACCAGAGGGAGCUGGUGCUGCCACCCCCCUGCCUGCCGCCGCCCGACUCUGCUGUGACCCUGAGCCUGGCCGUGAGGAGAGGCCAGAAGCUGGAGAGUAGCAGGGAGCAGUGCCUGUUCGUGUCUGCUCCUCUGGAACUCAGGCCUCGAGUCAGCUGUGAGAAGAACUGUGGGCCUGUGAACGCUGAUGAAGAAGUGAGGCUCAAGGUCACCAUGGAUGAUGACUCCUUGGCGGUCAUGUUCGACUGGUAUUUAGAUGACCCCUUGUCAGAGAGGGCUGAGCCCCUCCCGGCCACCUGCAGACUCAGAGGAUUUUGGCCGCGUUCUCUGACCCUCCUUCGGAGCAACGCCUCCACGCUGCUGCUCAACGGCUGCCUCCUGCAGAGCUGGGGCGACAGAGCCCGGAUCCGAGUCACAGCACUGACCGGGCACGCCUAUGGGGAGGAUGCCUACGUGAUCAGCACCAUGCCGCUCCCUGAGGUGCCAGCCUGCACCAUGGCCCCUCGGGAAGGCACGGUUCUGACAAGCUUCACCAUCUUCUGCAACACCUCUGCGGCCGUGGGUCCACUGGAGUUCUGCUUCUGUCUGGAAUCAGGUUUGUGCCUACACUGUGGUCCUGAGCCAGCCCUCCCAUCAGUGUAUCUGCCACUUGGAAAAGAAAGCAAUGACUUUGUGCAGACAGUGAUCAUUUCUGUCACCAAUCACGCAGGAGGCAGACAGCAGACCCAUGCAGAGGUGAAGGUGGGACUUGGAGACGCACAUGUUGAGGAUGUGGCAUUCCAGGCUUCGGUGUCAGAGAAAAUCACUGCAGCUCUGGAAGGCGAGCAUGGCCCUGAGCAUGUUGUCCAGCUGGCCAAGUCCGUGUCCUCUGUGCUGAAUCAGGAGCACCAGGAGGAGGGCUCCAGGCAGCUGCUGAGAAUGGACGCCAGGAAGAAGGUUAGGGAGCACGUGCUGGGGUCUCUGUCUGCAGUCACCGCCACCCUGGAGGAGAAGAGGCUGCGGGGGCUGGCCGAGGCGCUGAGGGAGGUGACCUGCCACAGCGAGGAGCUCACACCCUUGGCCCAGUGGGAGGCCAGCCAGGUUCUCCUGCAUGCCAGUGAGACCCUGUUGGCAGCAAGUGCCAAAGGCCAUCCUGAGGAUCAACAGAGCCAGACAGCCACCAGGGACCUGUUCCAGGCUGUGGGCAACGUGCUAGAAGCUUCCCUGAGCCACAGACCAGAAGAACCUGCAGAGGCCAACAGGAGCCAGACCGUGUCACAGCUGCUCGGGGCUGUGGGGCACGUGCAGACUGCCCUGCUGCUGGGGAGACUGCCCGGGGGCCUUCCAGCCUCUCUGGCCACCCGCUCCAUCUCGGUGUACACAAACAGGAUACAGCCACCACCUUGGCGAAGCCCCUCUGUGCACUUGGCUUCUGCUAACUCUGCGACCUUCACUCUGCCCGCUGCCUCCUCCCUCAUCUCUCUAACAGAUGCCCACGAGCCCGUGGACAUACGGAUGAUGAGUUUCCCGAAGAGCCCCUUCCGAGCCCACAGCCGCUUCCAUGUCAGUGGAACUGUUGGUGGCCUCCGUCUGAGCAGCCCUAGUGGACGGCCCAUACCUGUGAAGAAUCUGCCGGAGAAUAUCGAGAUCCUGCUGCCCAGGCUUUCAGAAGGACUCAGUGAGCCGACUGUGCUGAACCUGACCAGUCCCGAGGCUCUGCGGGUGAACCUGACUUCAGGGGAGGCGGCUUUGGGGAUACAGUUGCACUGGAGACCUGGCAUCCCCCUCACCCUCAGCCUGGGCUAUGGCUACCACCCUAAUGAGACCAACUAUGAUGCCAAAACUCACCUUCCACCGACGGCUGCUCCAGAUGAGCUGCCCACGUGGAUCCUGAGUCCAGAGGACCUGGGGUUUGGAGAGGGCAUCUACUAUUUGACUGUGGUCCCUGAGGCUGACCUGGAGCUGGCCACCGGCAUGGACCUCACAGUUGGCAUCACCACCUUCCUAUCCCACUGUGUGUUCUGGGAUGAGGUCCAGGGCACUUGGGACAACUCUGGGUGCCAGGUGGGGCCACAGACCAGCUCCUCCCAGACCCACUGCCGCUGCAACCACCUCACCUUCUUCGGAAGCACGUUCCUGGUGAUGCCCAAUGCCAUCGACGUCCGCCAGGCUGCUGUGCUCUUUGCCACCUUCGAGGACAACCCUGUGGUUGUGACCACCGUGGGCUGCCUCUGCGUGGCCUAUGUGCUGGGGAUGAUCUGGGCAAGGAAGAAGGAUGCUCAGGACCGGGCCAAGGUGAAGGUCACUGUGCUGGAGGACAAUGACCCCUUCGCCCAAUAUCAUUACCUGGUGACAGUCUAUACCGGACAUCGGUGGGGGGCAGCCACCUCCUCAAAGGUGACUGCCACCCUGUAUGGCCUGGAUGGAGAGAGUGAGCCCCACCACCUCUCAGACCCAGACACUCCAGUUUUUGAACGAGGAGGAGUGGAUGUCUUCUUGCUCUCCACCCUGUUCCCCCUGGGACACCUGCGGAGCCUCCGGCUGUGGCAUGACAAUUCAGGGGACAGGCCAUCCUGGUACGUGAGCCGGGUGCUGGUCCAUGAUCUGACAAUGGACCAGAAGUGGUAUUUCCUCUGCAACUCUUGGCUGUCCAUCGAUGUUGGAGACUGUGUCCUCGACAAGGUGUUUCCAGUGGCUACAGAGCAGGACAGGAAACAAUUCAGCCACCUGUUUUUCAUGAAGACCUCCACUGGCUUCCGGGAUGGACACCUUUGGUAUUCCAUCUUCAGCCGCUCCCCUCGGAGCAGCUUCACCCGCGCCCAGAGGAUGUCCUGCUGCUUCUCCCUGCUCCUUUGUACCAUGCUGACCAGCAUCAUGUUCUGGGGUGUCCCCAAGGACCCAGCUGAGCAAAAGAUGGACUUGGGCAAAAUUGAAUUCACUUGGCAGGAAGUGAUGAUCGGGCUGGAGAGUUCACUUUUGAUGUUCCCCAUCAACCUCCUGAUCGUCCAGAUCUUUCGAAACACCCGUCCUCGGGCCACCAAGGAGCAGAACACUGGGAAAGGGGGUUGGGAGUCCUCCAGCCUGGUCCCUUCCCCACAGCCGGUGGGGGAUGGCUUUCUAACACCCGAAGCAGUGACUAAGGACACGUGGAGGCUCGUCAGCUCACAGUUUACAGCCCUGAAGGUGCCAUCCCCUACAUCGGGCUGGGACUUGGCGAGCUUGCUGGACAUCAACAAACUGCUAGCCUUGGUGGAAGAUGUCAUUUGUCAGCAGAACUCGGCUGGACAGGCAUUCUGUGGGGAAGCCAGAAAAAGAGAGGACCCUGUAAACCUCACUCUUGGGUCCAUACGUGUAAAAGAGAAAACACAGCGCCCCAUGCCAGAGGUGGCCCCAAGUGGCCCUCAGAAGGAAAGCACCUACAAGCAGUGUCUCUAUGCCCAGCUGGAGCAUGUGGAGCAAGAGCUGAGGCUGGUGGGGCCCCACGGCUUUCCCCAGUGCCAGAGCCACGCCCGGGCCCUCAGGCAGCUGCAGACCCUGAAGGGCUGCCUGGGGAUGGAGUUGGGCAUCCCAGGCCCAGCAGGCCCCAGCUCCCCGCGGGCAAGCAGGCCCCCUGGCGGCCUGCCCUGGUGGUGCGUCCUCGUGGGCUGGCUCCUGGUGGCGGCCACCAGUGGCGUGGCGGCCUUCUUCACCAUGCUCUACGGCCUGCACUACGGGCGUGCCAGCUCCCUCAAGUGGCUCAUCUCCAUAGUGGUCUCCUUCGCCGAGAGCGUGUUCGUCACCCAGCCCCUGAAGGUGCUGGGAUUUGCUGCUUUCUUUGCGCUGGUCUUAAAGAAAGAGGAGGAGGACGAGGAGCCUGUGCCCCUCCUGGCGGGAAAUCUGUCUGGCCCAGACCCCUAUGCCUUGUUCCAAGCACGAAGAAACAGCAGAAAGGACAUGUACCAGCCACCUCUCACUGCUGACAUUGAAAAGAUGAAAACCACCCACCUCAAGGAACAGAAAGCAUUUGCCCUGAUCAGAGAAAUCUUGGCGUACCUGGGCUUCCUGUGGAUGCUGCUGCUGGUGGCCUAUGGGCAGAGGGACCCCAGCGCCUACCACUUCAACAGACACCUUGAGCACAGCUUCACCCGAGGCUUUUCAGCCAUGCUGAGCUUCCAAGAGUUCUUUGCUUGGGCCAACACCACUCUUGUGAACAACCUGUAUGGGCAACACCCAGGCUUUAUUACUGAUGGGAACUCUAAGCUGGUUGGAAGUGCCCAGAUUCGCCAAGUGAGGGUCCAGGGAAGCUCUUGCCCUCUUGCCCAUCAGUUGCAAUCUUCUCUCCAUGGAUGUCAUGCACCAUAUUCCCUGGAUGUUGAAGACCUGUCAGACUAUGGGGAAGGCUGGAAUGCCUCUACCCGCAAUAACAGCAAUGGCUUUCCCCAAGCUUGGCAGUACCAGAGCCAGAGUCAGCGCCGAGGGUAUCCCAUUUGGGGUAAACUCACUGUGUACCGGGGAGGAGGCUACACAGUUCCUUUGGGGACUGAUCGCCAAAGUGCUUCAAGAAUUCUCCAGUAUCUCUUCGACAACACCUGGCUGGACACCCUGACCAGAGCCGUGUUUGUGGAGUUCACUGUCUACAAUGCCAAUGUGAACCUCUUCUGCAUCGUCACUCUGACCCUGGAGACCAAUGCCCUGGGAACCUUCUUUCUGCAAGCGGACCUGCAGAACCUCCGCCUGUACCCCUUCACUGAUGGCUGGCACCCCUUCGUGGUGGCAGCAGAGGUCACCUAUUUCCUCUUUCUCCUCUACUACAUGAUCGUGCAGGGCAAGCUCAUGAGGAAGCAAGGAUGGUGCUAUUUCGGCAGCAAGUGGAACCUUCUGGAGUUGGCCAUCAUCCUGGCCAGCUGGAGUGCCCUGGUGGUGUUUGUGAAGAGGGCUAUCCUGGCGGAGCGUGACAUCCAGCACUAUCGGAACCACAGGGAGGAGGGGGUCAGUUUCAGUGAGACAGCAGCAGUUGAUGCGGUGCUUGGCUACAUCGUUGCCUUCUUGGUACUCCUGUCAACAGUGAAGCUAUGGCAUCUGCUCAGGUUGAACCCCAAAAUGAACAUGAUUACAUCAGCUCUGCGCCGUGCCUGGGGAGACAUUUCAGGCUUUAUCAUCAUCAUCCUUAUCAUGCUCCUGGCUUACUCCAUCACAUCAAACUUAAUAUUUGGUUGGAAACUCCGUUCCUACAAAACCCUUUAUGAUGCAGCAGAAACGAUGAUCAGUCUUCAGCUAGGAAUCUUCAACUACGAGGAGGUCUUGGACUAUAGCCCAGUUCUGGGCUCCUUCCUGAUUGGGUCAUGCAUUGUCCUCAUGACGUUUGUAGUGCUGAAUCUGUUUAUCUCAGUCAUCUUGGUGGCCUUCAGUGAGGAGCAAAAAUACCAUCAGCUAUCAGAGGAAGGAGAGAUUGUGGAUUUGCUGCAGAUGAAAAUACUCAGUUUCCUGGGCAUUAAGUGUAAAAGAGACAAGUCUAGAAGCAGCAGUGAGAAAACUGAGGAGCCGCCAGAGGCCGGGCCCCCUCUGCCUGCACAGGAUUAAGCAGUCUGUCCGUACAUCCACAGGCAAUUGUCCAGAGCGUGGGAAUACACAGAGCCUUGGGCCUACACUCUCCAAGGAGGCUAUAAUUUCUCCAGGUCGAUAUUUUUUUGUUGUCCAUAGAAGAGUUACCAAGCCCAGCAAAUAAAAAAAAAAUACAUACAUACAUACCACUGUGGCUACUAUGAUAGUUUAUGCAAAUGUAUGUCCUCCUAGAAAUAAAAGAAAUAUUGUCUGGAGUUAGGAAAAAAAAUUCUCUAAAGAAUAAUUAUUUCAUCUUCUUGGUUGGUCAGGGGUUGCCUUUAAAUGAUUCUAGUUCAGAGUUGCUCAAAUUGUCUGAGAGCAGCUGAUAGGCAUCAUCCCUCACCCCAAACGUUUCUGGAUAAAUAAAUGUGGUAAACACUGUAACCAAGAAGUUAGGAUUUAACAAAUGAUUAUGACUAGUGAAUCAUUAUAUAGAUAUUUCUUUUUAUUUUCUAGUGUAUUAGAAU
Molecule: messenger RNA, 7868 nt
Organism: Choloepus didactylus (southern two-toed sloth)
Lineage: Eukaryota; Metazoa; Chordata; Mammalia; Pilosa; Megalonychidae
Gene: PKD1L2
Product: polycystin 1 like 2
Exons: 43
Coding region: 1-7380 (2459 amino acids)
Biological process (GO): detection of mechanical stimulus
Cellular component (GO): membrane
Molecular function (GO): calcium channel activity; carbohydrate binding; protein binding
Source: RefSeq, a predicted model, not a curated record